Molecule: messenger RNA, 2691 nt
Organism: Peronospora matthiolae
Lineage: Eukaryota; Oomycota; Peronosporomycetes; Peronosporales; Peronosporaceae
Source: the annotation of a GenBank genome assembly
AUGCAGUAUCUAUCAUCCGCUGCAAAGGGUGACGGUGAAAACUCCACCGAUCAUGAGGCGACGAAAACGACUCCAAUGGUCGCGCAAUAUCUCGCUCGCAAGAAGGAGUAUCCAGACUGUAUGCUGCUGUUUCAAGUGGGGGAUUUUUACGAGUUCUUCGGGGAGGACGCUCGACGAGCAGCUCAUCUGCUGAACUUAGCACUGACAAGGAAGACCAAAAAGACGCAACACGCGCUAAGUGCAAUGUGCGGCUUCCCUAUUGGAUCGGUAGACUCGUUCGUAGAGAAGUUGGUGAUGCAUCAUGGUGUGAAGGUAGCAAUCUGUAAUCAAGUUGAGCCGGCGUCGAGCGCAAAGCGGAGAGGACUGAACUCCCUUGUCGACCGACAGGUUGUGCGAAUCGUCACUCCUGGGUCGCUGCUGGAAGAUACGAUGCUUACACCAAAGGAAAAUAAUUAUUUGGCAUCUCUUUAUUACAAAGAGGGUACAUGGGGACUUGCGUGGGCUGACCUGUCAACGGGCGAAUUCGUGUCGACCACUUCGUCAGGUGAUAAAUUGUCUAGCGCCAUCUUGCGGUGCUCGCCAAAAGAAAUUCUACUGCCUAGUUUGACGGAUGAGACUGAAAUUGAGACAAUGGGCUUGCAGGCUGCCGACAUGCCUCCGAAUGCCGUUGAAUUACUGGAAGCAGUGCUUCCGGACACGUGCAUGAAAACAUUUCGGCCUGCUGCGAGUUUUAUUCCGCAAACACCAAGUAGCAGGCGUCAAGGUCGUGCCAGUACCAUAAAUGCACCUGACUCACCAGAGCAAGCAGCUGUAUCAGCGAUACUGGACUACGUGCGUUUCACUUACCGAGGAUCGAGUGCCUUAGUCCGAGAACCACUUCACGUUGAAUCUUCUGACCACAUGAUUAUCGACUCGAGCGCGUGGAGAGGACUUGAGCUCACAAAGUCGCUUAGUGGCUCAAAAGCAUCGAGUCUACUCCACACUAUUGAUCAAACGACAACGCCUGGUGGCUCACGGCUUCUUGCGGCUCAUUUAUCCUCUCCACUGAUGAACCUCACACUUCUCGAUCGUCGACUGAAUGCUGUUUCGUAUUUCUACGAGCAAGAGCAUCUGCUUCAACGCACGCGGAAACAACUAGCAGAAGUCUUUGACAUGGAACGAAACCUACAAAGGCUUUCGAUUGGUAUUGGCACCCCAAAAGAUCUGAAAAACGUUGCCUCGACUAUUGUUGAAGCCGAAAACUUAGUUGAUCUUGUACGGACUAAUGAGCUUCGUAGACGCAGUCGUCUCCCGGACCUACCUGGAAACAGCGCCUUCAGUUUUCCCACACUACUGGAUGACUGCUGUCAUGGGCUUGUUGCCAAUGAGCAGCAACGCGAGAGAAUUAGAAAGGCUGCUGACGAAAUUCAUGCAGCACUCAAAGAUGAUUACGCAUCGCUCAACUCCAAGAGCGGAUUCGUUCGUGCUGGGUAUUCCCUAGAACUGGACAAAUGGCGAGCUAUUCUGCGGCAUGACCCAAAAUCUCCAGAAAAGCAGGAGUUGCAGGCCAAGUAUCGCGAACUAGUAGGAUCUACGCGGCUACGUGUUGUUUUCCAGGUGGAAAAGGGAUACUUUUUGGAUGUCCCGCACGAUGAAAACACAAAACUGCUGAAGACCGACCGUGGACGUCGCGAACUAGAGAAGCUGACGUUAUUCCAGUCACUAAAAAACUCGGUACGAUACCGCAGCGAGGAGUUGCGACAGCUGAAUCGUGAGCUCACGGAAGCCGCAGUGGAGGUAGAGCGCGUAGAAAACGGUGUUUUCACGGCACUACGUGAUCAAGUAUUGGCUGUGCGUACCGAGUUGCAAACUAUGGCCCACGCAAUCUCUCAGAUAGACGUCGUCUGUUCUCACGCUCAAAUGGCUCUCGACCACAACUUUACCCGACCGUUGCUUGAUGGCAGUUGCGAGCUGCACGUUGAAGACGGACGACAUGCAGUCGUGGAAGCUGCACACCUUCGAGGCAAAAAUGCUCGAAGCAUGCGCACUUUUGUGCCCAAUAGUCUGCACCUUGCCGCAGCUCCGAUGGGUUCUUGCUGGUUACUCACGGGUCCUAAUAUGGGUGGAAAGAGCACGUUUCUACGGCAAAGUGCGCAUCUCGUGAUUCUAGCGCAAAUGGGUAGCUUUGUACCAGCAAAGUUUGCUCGAGUUGGCCUUGUUGACAAGCUGUUUUGUCGCGUUGGAUCGGCAGAUGAUCUGGCAGCUGACAAAAGUACGUUCAUGGUGGAAAUGCAAGAGACCUCGACAAUCUUGACGCAGGCAACAAGUCGCUCACUGGUUUUAAUGGAUGAAGUGGGCCGCGGCACUGCUGUAAAUGAUGGUAUUGCAAUAGCUGGAGCUGUUCUCGAGACAUUAUGUGCAAGACAGACUCGGACAUUAUUUGCCACGCAUUUCACUGCGUUGAGCAGCUUGGUUGGCGGUACGUGUUCAGGAAAUCUCCGGCCGUAUCGAAUGGAAGUUAUCGAGCACCACGUUGAAGGCCAAACGACACAACUUGUGUUUUCGCACCGCGUAGUUGAAGGCCUAGCGUCUCAGUCGUACGGUAUCAACACUGCGGCACUUGCUGGAUGUCCACCAAACGUGGUCGCACGUGCAACGGAGCUACUGAGUGAACUCACUCAAGAUCAAGACAAAAGUGCGUGUCACGACUGA